Messenger RNA from Hevea brasiliensis (rubber tree), 2804 nucleotides. Its product is annotated as transcriptional corepressor LEUNIG_HOMOLOG. Gene Ontology annotation, molecular function: protein binding; transcription corepressor activity. The record is from RefSeq and is a predicted model, not a curated record. Bases 292 to 2646 code for a protein of 784 amino acids. Lineage: Eukaryota; Viridiplantae; Streptophyta; Magnoliopsida; Malpighiales; Euphorbiaceae. The transcript has 19 exons.
UAUUACGAAGCCCACCCUUACUUCAGCUCUGGUUUUCAAACCUCAGCUUCGGAUCCAGCUCUAACUCUUCUACCCCCUAGCUCCUGUGUUAAUAUACUUCCUUCUAGCCCAAUAAUCGCGAAGCCCCAAUUUUACUCGUUGCAAAUCGCCAAAGCAUGGAGACAACGCUUUGAUCAAUGGAGAUCGCUGUUGCAGGAGUCCAAGAUUGGUAAUGCAGGCUUUUUGAUCCAUCUAAAUUAUCAAGGUUAAAGGUUUUUAAGCAGCUUUGAUUCGCGUUUUUGAGCUGAAAACAUGGCGCAGAGCAACUGGGAAGCAGAUAAAAUGCUUGAUGUGUACAUAUACGAUUAUUUGGUGAAGAAGAAACUGCAUGCCACUGCAAAGUCCUUUAUGAAUGAAGGGAAAGUAGCCCCAGAUCCAGUAGCAAUUGAUGCUCCUGGAGGGUUUCUUUUUGAAUGGUGGUCUGUCUUCUGGGACAUUUUUAUUGCAAGGACAAAUGAGAAACAUUCAGAGGCUGCUGCAGCAUAUAUAGAGGCACAACAAGUUAAAGCAAAGGAGCAGCAACAACAACAGUUGCAAAUGCAGCAGUUGCAACUGAUGCGUCAAGCUCAAUUCCAACGGGGAGGUCCUAAUAAUCCAUCUCUUGGCGGUCCAGUAAAUGCUAUUGGUUCUGAAGGAAUGCUUGGUCAAUCCACUGCUAGUGCAAUGGCGGCAAAAAUUUAUGAGGAACGUAUGAAACACUCUAAUCCAAUGGAUUCAGAAACAUCCCAGCCACUCCUUGAUGCUAGGAUGCCUCUACUAAAACAAGCAACAAAUCAUCCUGGCCAGUUGGUCCAAGGGAAUUCUGGGAGCAUUACAGCAGCAUUGCAGCAAAUCCAGGCACGAACUCAACAGACUACUGACAUCAAAAGUGAAGUGAACUUGGGUACUGCUCAAAGAUCUUUGCCUAUGGAUCCUUCUUCAAUUUAUGGGCCGGGAAUCAUGCAGUCAAAACCUGGAAUGGUAAAUACAGCUUUGAACCCUGGUGUUGGCAGUCUUCCAUUAAAGGGGUGGCCCCUAACAGGGAUUGACCAAAUUAGACCAAGUUUGGGUGCACAAGUUCAAAGGCCUCUUUUGCACGGUGCAAGUCAGUUUCAGCUUUUGCCACAACAACAGCAACAACUCUUGGCACAGGUUCAAGCACAAGGCAAUCUUGCUAAUUCACCAAUAUAUGGAGAUAUGGAUCCAAGAAAGUUUAGGGGAUUUCCUAGAGGCAAUUUGCAAGCCAAAGAUGGCCAACCAAAUGCAAAUGAUGGAUCUAUUGGUUCUCCAAUGCAAUCAACUUCAUCUAAGAUGAACAUGCCACCGAUGCAACAGUCGUCCUCUCAACAGCAAGAUCCUCUACAAUCGCAGCAAGUACAGAAUAAUCGAAAAAGGAAAGGUCCUUCAUCUUCUGGACCUGCUAAUAGUGCUGGCACAGGAAACACUGUAGGCCCUUCUCCUAAUUCUCAACCAUCAACACCAUCAACUCAUACUCCUGGUGAUGGAAUUUCCUCAGCAGGCAACUUGCAGCAUGUCAGUAGCAUGUCGAAAGGCAUGAUCAUGUAUGGUGCUGAUGGAACAGGAGCUCUUGCAUCAUCAACAAACCAACUGGAAGACAUUGAACAUUUUGGAGAUGUUGGGUCCUUAGAUGAUAACGUUGAAUCUUUUCUCUCACAUGAUGAUGGAGAUGGAAGGGAUUUGUUUAGCACAUUGAAAAAGAAUCCUUCUGAACAUGCAACAGAGGCUUCCAAGGGUUUCUCAUUCAGCGAAGUUGGUUCCAUUCGUAAAAGCAAUGGCAAAGUUGUUUGCUGUCAUUUCUCCACAGAUGGGAAGUCAUUGGCCAGUGCUGGGCAUGACAAGAAGGUUGUUCUUUGGAACAUGGAAACUCUGCAGACGGAAUGCACUCCUGAAGAACACAAUCACAUAAUUACUGAUGUUCGUUUCAGACCAAAUACAACUCAGCUGGCAACAUCUUCAUUUGAUACAAGUGUUCGACUCUGGGAUGCUGUAGAUCCAAGGUAUUCCUUGCAGACAUAUACUGGGCAUACCUCACAUGUGAUGUCUCUUGAUUUCCACCCUAAGAAAAAUGACCUUUUCUGCUCUUGUGAUGGUAACAAUGAGAUACGCCUCUGGAACGUCAAUCAGUAUUCUAGCACCCGCAUAUCUAAGGGAGGUACUGCACAAGUUAGAUUUCAGCCAAGAAUUGGGCAGCUGCUGGCUGCAGCUGCGGAGAAUGUUGUGUCCAUAUUUGAUGUUGAAACUGACAGACAGACGCACUCAUUACUGGGUCACUCCACUGAGGUACACUCCAUUUGUUGGGAUGUAAAUGGAGACUUCUUGGCCUCUGUCAGUCAAGAAUCUGUCCGAGUGUGGUCAUUGGCGUCAGGAGAGUGUAUUCACGAACUUAUUUCCAGUGGGAACAAGUUUCAUUCUUGUGUUUUCCAUCCAAGCUACUCCACUCUCUUGGUCAUUGGAGGCUAUCAGUCACUGGAACUCUGGAACACGGGUGAGAACAAGUGUAUGACGAUUCCUGCUCAUGAGUGUGUGAUAUCAGCUUUGGCACAAUCGCCGCUUACAGGGAUGGUUGCGUCUGCGAGUCAUGAUAAAUAUGUGAAGAUAUGGAAAUAAGUGCUGCCAUUUGCUUUAAGUGCUUCAUAUCAACAAUAUCAAGUAUUUGAUGCAAGUUUGAAGAAAUUUUCAAGUAUUUAAAAUAUUAACAUUCUGAUUUAUAACCAGUGAUGUCCUGAACCUGUAUCAUAUCUGAUCAAUUUUCCCGAUUCUGCCUA